AUGAGACACCCUUCAAACACCGAGCUCGGCCCAUCCACCCUCGGGAUAUUGAGGCUGUCCGUGACCAUCUGCGCGACCUGUGGUAGAAGAGUGAGAGUAGUGUGGGGUGGGGUGGGGGGUGGGGGUGGGGUUGUGGGGGUGUGGGUGGGGUGUGGGGGGUGGUGGGGGGGGGGGGUGGGGGUGGUGGGGGUGGGUUUGGGGGGGGGGGGGGGGUGGGGGGGUGUGGGGGGGUGGGGUGGGGGGGUGUUUUGGUUGGGGGUGGUGGUGUUGUGGGGUUUUUGGUUGGUUUGUUGUGGGGGGUUUGGGGGGUGUUUGUUGUUUGUGUGGUGUGGAGAGGGUUGUUUGUGUUUUUGUUUGGGUGGGGGGGUGGGGUGGGGGGGGGUGGGGGGGGUUGUGGGGUUUGGUGGGGGGGGGGGGGGGGGGGGUGGGGGGUGGGGGGGGGUGGGGUGGGGUGUGGUGUGGGGGUGGGGUAUUGGUUGGUGUGGGGGGUGGGUGGGUGGGGGGUUGGGGGGGGGGGGGGGGGGGGGGUGGUGGGGGGUGGGGGGUGGGGGUGUGGGUGGUGGGGGGUUGGGGUUGGGGGGGGGGUGGGGGUGGGUGGGGGUGGGGGUGGGUGGGGGUGGGGUGGUUGGGGGGGGGGGUGGGGGGUGGGGUGGGGGGGGGGGUGGGUGGGGGGUGGGGGGGGGGGUGGGGUUGUGUGGGGGUGGGGUGGUUGGGGGGGUGGUGGGUGGGGGGGGGGGUGGGUGGGGUGGGGGGGGGGGUUUGUGGGGUGGGUGGGUGGUGUUGGGGGGGGUGUGUGGGGGGGGGUUGUGGGGGGGGGGGGGGGGGGGGGGGGGGGGGGGGGUGGGGUGGGGGGUGUUGUGGGGUGGGGGGUGUGGGUGUGGGUUGGGGUUGUGGGGGGGGGGUUGGUGGGGGGUUGUUUUUGUUUUGGUUUGUUGUUUGGUUUUGGGGGGUGUGGGGGGGGUGGGGUGUUUGGGGGGGUGGGUGGGGGGGUUUGGGGUGUGUUGGGGGUGGGUGGUGGUGGUUGGUGUUUGGUGGGGGUGGGGGUUGGUUGGGUUGGUGGUUGGUGGGGGGGGUGUUUGUAGUGUGUGUGUGUGUGGGGGUGGGGGGUUGAUUGGGGGUGGGUGGUGUUGGUGGGGGUGUGUGGUGGGGGGGUUUGGGUGGGGGGGGGGGUGGUGUGGGUGGUUGUGGGGUUGGGGGGUUGGGUGGGGGGGGGUGUGUGGGUUGGUGUGGGGUUGGGGGGGGGGUGGGGGUGGGUUUGGUGUUGUGGGGUGUGGGGUGGGUUGGUGUUGGUGGUUGGGGGUGUGGUGGUGUGUGUGGUGUGUGUUGGUGUGGGGUGUGUGUGGUGGUGUUGGUUGGUGUGGGUGUGGGUGUGGUGGUGUGUGGUGGGGGGGUGUGGUGGUGGGGUGGGGUGUUUGUGUGGUGUGGUUGUGGGGUGGUGGUGGGUUUUUGGGGGGUGUGUUUGGGGGUUGUUGGUGGGUGUGGUGUGUUGUGGGGGUUGGGUGGGUGGUGUGUGGUGGGUUGGUGGGUGGUUUGGGUGGUGGGGUGUUUUGGUUUGGUUGUGGGGUGUGGUGGGGUUGGGUUGGGGGGGGGUGGGUUGGGUGGUGGGGUGGGGGUUUGUGGUGUUGGGGGGUGUUUUUGGGUGGGUUGGUUGGUGUGUGGGGGGUGGGGGGGUUUUUUUGGGGUUGUGGGGGUGGUUUGGGGUUGAUGUAUGUGGGUGGGGGGGGGGGGUUGUUGGUUGGGUGGGUGGGGUGGUUUUGUGGGGGGGGGGGGGUUGGGGGUUGGGGUGGGGGGGGGGGUGGGUUUGUUGGGUGUUGUUGGGGGUUUGGGGGUUGUUUGUGGGUGGUGGUUGUGUUGUGGGGGUGUGAGAGAGUGAGUGAGUGGGUGUGGGGGUGUUGUGUGGUGGGGGGUGGGUGUGUUUGUGGGGUGGGGGUGUUGGGGUGGUGUGUGGGUGUUGUGGGUGUUGGGUGGGGGGGUGGUGGGGGGGGGGGGGUGGGGUGGGGGGGGGGGUGGGGGGUUGGUGGUGUGGGGGGGGUGGGGGUGUGUGGUUGUUGGGUGGGUUUUGGGGGUUGGGUGUGUGGGGGGUGGGUGGGUGUGGUGGUUGGUGUGGUGUGGUGUUGGUUUGUGGUUGGUUGGGGGGGUGGUUUUGUGUGUGUGUUUUUUUGUUGUUGGGGUUUUGUUUGGUUGUUGUUUGGUGUGUUGUUUGGGUUUGUGUGGGUGGUGGUGUGUUGGGUUUGGGGUGUUGGGGGUGUGGUGGGGUUGGGUUGGGGUGUUGUGGGUUUUGUUUGGUUGUGGGGUGGUGUGUUGUGUGGUGGGUGGGUGUGUUUUGGGGGGUGUUGUGUUUGGUGGUGGGGUGUUUUGGUGGUGGGUGGUUUUGUGUUGGUUUUGGGGUGUGUGGGGGGUGGGUGGGGGGGGGGGGGGGGGGGGGGGGGGGGGGUGUGGGGGGGGGGGGGGGGGGGGGGGGGGGGGGGGUGGGGUGUUUUUUUUUGGGGUGGGGUGGUGUUGUGGGGUUGGGGUGGGGGGUUGGGGGGGGGGUUGGGGUGGUGGGGGUUUGUUGGGGGGUGGGGUUUGGGUGGGGGGGGGUGGGGGGGGGGUUGGGGGGGGGGGUGGUGGUGUGGGGGGUUGGGUGGGGGGGUGUGUGUGGUGGUGUGGUGUGAGUGUGGGGUGGUGGGGGUGGGGGGGGGGGGGGGGGGGGGGUGGGGGGGGGGUGGAUGGGGUGGGGUGGGGUUGGGUGGGGGGUGGGGGUUGUGUGGGGGGGGGGGGUGUUGGGGUGGGGGGUUGGUGGGGGGUGGGGGGGGGGUUUGGGGGGGGGGGGGGUGUGGUGGUUGGGUGGGUGUUUGGGGGGGGGGUGGGUUGUGGGGGGUUUUGGUUGGGGGUGGGUUUUGUGUUGGGGGUGGGGGGGGGUGUGUUUGGGUGGGGGUGGGGGGGGUGGGUUGGGUUGGGUUGGGGUUGUGUUUUGGGGUUGGUGGGGUGGUGUUGGGUUGGGGGUUGGGUGUGGGUGGUUUGGGGGUGGGGUGGGUGUGUUUGUGUUGUUGUGGUGGGUUUGGGGUGGGUGUGUGGGGGGUUUGGGUGUGGUGUUUUUUGUGGGUGGGUGGGGGGGGGGUGGGGUGUGGGUUGGUUGGGGUGUGGGUGAGUGUUGUGGGUGUGGGGUGUUGGGGGGGGUGGUGUGGGGUGGGUGGGUGGUGGGGUGGUUUGUGUUGGGGGGGGUUUGGUUGUGUGGGGGUUGUUUGGGGUGGUUGGUUGUGUGGUGUGUGGGGGUUUGUGGGUGGUGGUGGGGGGGGUGGGGGGUUGUGGGGGUUGGGUGUGGGGGUGGGUGGGGGUGUGGGGGUGUGGGGGUGUGGGGUGGGGGGUGGUGUGUUUGUGUUUGGGGGGUGUGUGGGUUGGUUUGGGUGGUGUGUGGUUGGGUGUUUUGUGUGGGUUGUGGUGGGGUUGGGGUGGGGGGGGGUGGGGUGGGUGGUUGUUUUGGGGUUGUUUGGUUGUGGUUUUGGUGUGGUUGGGUUGUGGUGGGGUGUGGGGGUGUUGUUGGUGGUUGUGGUUGGUGGUGGGUUGUUUGUGGGUGGGGUUUUGGGUUUUUGUUUGGUUGAGAUGUGA
Molecule: messenger RNA, 3588 nt
Organism: Knipowitschia caucasica
Lineage: Eukaryota; Metazoa; Chordata; Actinopteri; Gobiiformes; Gobiidae
Source: the annotation of a GenBank genome assembly